Fusarium oxysporum Fo47 is the source of this 1261-nucleotide messenger RNA. RefSeq names its product P-loop containing nucleoside triphosphate hydrolase protein. The coding region runs from base 260 to 1132 and encodes 290 amino acids. The transcript is spliced from 2 exons. The record is from RefSeq and is a predicted model, not a curated record. NCBI's taxonomy places the organism in Eukaryota, Fungi, Ascomycota, Sordariomycetes, Hypocreales, Nectriaceae.
AGUUAGUUGUUCAACGUAUUACAAGUCUGGUUAGCGGCAUGAUAAGCAUCCCCAAUAAACAAGCUUCAGUCUCAUUGGGUCUACACCUUGAGUCAAGGUCAAACUCACCGAGACAGACGCCCAAGCGCGUUCACUUGACGCGAAGCGAAAUAGGUUAGGCCAUCACUUACGGAUACUCUUUCUACCCUUGAAGAUCUGGGCAUCAAUAAUCUCCCUGCAUCUCCAUUGAAACAUCGUCAUCUCGCGAAACAACAUCACAAUGUCGACGUCUACGUACACCAUCCCUGAUCGCAUCGUGCCAAUGCGCGUCAUCGUCUGUGGCGUCCAUCGCACAGGAACGUUGAGUAUUCGUAACGCUCUGUGGCAGCUUGGUUUCCACGAUUGUUACCACAUGCAAACUCUCUUCAACAAUCCCACCCGGGCCCCUGAAUGGGUACGUGCUAUGGAAGCAAAGUACGCCGAUAAGGGGACUUUUACCCGCGCAGACUGGGAUCAUUUGCUCGGCGAUUGUCAAGCUGUGUGUGAUGUUCCCGCUGCGUUCUUUGGUCCUGAGUUAGCGGAGCUGUACCCUGAAGCUAAAGUCAUUAUCAUGAACCGAGACCCUGAGAAGUGGUAUGAGAGCAUGCUUAAUAGUAUCUACUUGAUAACCACCCCAAAGGGCUUCUUGGCUAAACUAAGUAUGAUUUAUUGUUUUUUGCUUGAUACAAAUCUUCAGUAUAUGGCAAAGUAUAGCAAAUCGAUGAGAUCUCUGGUUCAGAAGUAUGACCACGGAAAUGAUAAGGAGAAGGCAAUUGCAUGGUACAAAGCGCAAUACCAGGAAUUCCAUGACAGAAUUCCAGCGGAUCGGUAUAUCGAGUAUACCAUCACAGAGGGCUGGGGACCGCUGUGUGAGUAUCUUGGUGUUCCUGUACCAGAGGUUCAGGACCCUGUGACAGGCAAGACGGUGGAGGCACCGUUUCCACAUCUCAAUGACGGCGAGACGUUUAGAAGGAAUAGCAAGGUCAUGAAGAAGAAGACCAUGGAGAGGGCGAAUCAGAAUCUACUGGCGGUUGUGGGCAGGUUGGCCUUGACGGGUGUGGUGGGAUAUGCUGGUUAUCUGGUGUGGAAGACUCGACUUGGAGGACGUGUUUAGUCGAGCUUGACUAUGUUGAUUACUUGGUCAAUGAGGAUCGUGUAUUUGUAUUGUAUCAUAGAAACUUUCUUGUCCUGUUAAGGGCAUCCGGGAAUUCAGGCACCAGGCUACUCGCAUGCAAGUUAUGCU